CGCGACACCAAGACCACACCUAGACAUGGUUGACCUUUAUUAACUUGCUGUGAACCAGCUGGCCGUGGAGACAAGCCAUGUUAUGAGGGGGAGCCACUCCCAUGAGACUGCUGCUUUUGUCAGGAGUGUUCGUAGACAGGGUAGUCUAGCCUUUUCUCUGUUUGGCUGCCUCUUGGCUCAUGGGGAGCUACGUAACAACAAACUCAACCUGUGGAAUCUGAGCCACACACGCACCUCCGUGAGGACACUAGAAUUCAUCAAGCGUCAGGCCCAGCAGCCAGACAUGGUUCAACACCUCACCCUGCAGUCUAGGACCUGAGGCCAUCAACUACAUCCCCUGUCCCAUACAUCUACAGUGCCUUCAGAAUGUUUUCACACCCCUUGACUUUAGCAUUUUGUGAUACAGCCUGAAUUUUAAAAUGAUUACAUUUGGAUUAUUUUGUCACUGGCCUACACACAAUACCCCAUAAUGUCAAAAUGGAAUUGUUAUUCAAAAUGUUUACAAAUGUAUAAAAAAUAUAAAGCUGAAAAGUAUUAAGUCAAUAAGCAUUC
Messenger RNA from Oncorhynchus masou masou (cherry salmon), 552 nucleotides. Its product is annotated as VPS35 endosomal protein-sorting factor-like. The record is from RefSeq and is a predicted model, not a curated record. The transcript has 4 exons. Lineage: Eukaryota; Metazoa; Chordata; Actinopteri; Salmoniformes; Salmonidae. Bases 83 to 319 code for a protein of 78 amino acids.